GUUGGGAAAGAAUUGAAGGAAGUCUAGUGGCCAUUUAGACAAACAAGUCCGACACUGGGAUCAGCGCUGGCUGAAUACACGGCAGACCUCUAUAUGGCUGAGACAGACAAAGGGCUUUGCAAUGAUUGAGGGCCAUCUGAAGAGAGAGUUAGGAGAUGCUAGGAGAGCUAUGCUGGCUUCGGGCUUUAGGAUCCGAGAGAAUUUGGGUUUUGAUGCGGAUCUGAACAGACAAAAGGUGGAUUUAUACGUGUUUAAAAGGUGGAUCCAUGUGUUCUGCUGGUAGAUCUUGACUGGUUCAAAGACUCAGAUGAGGAAAACCCUGAUUGGUCCAGAGAAGUGAGCAGGAAGUGUUGACCUCUGUCCUUCCUCCAGCUACUAUGGGAUCAUCCACGUUGGGGAAAGCAGCAUCUCUUGAUGCUCUCUUAAAUGAGUGCAUUCAUGCAUUUGAUGACAAUGGGGAGCUGCAGUCUAACCUGCUGCCUCGCAGCCUGCUGCUGAUGCAUCGCUGGUACGUUACAUCCUCAGAACUGGCGGGAAAACUAUUGAUGAUGUACCGUGACUGCAAAGGUGACAACUGCCAGAGAACCAGGCUGAAGAUUUGUUAUUUAAUGAGGUACUGGAUUGUGACAUUUCCAGCAGAGUUCAACCUGGAUUUGGGUCUGAUCCGGAUAACAGAGGAGUUCAGAGAUGUAACUUCACAGCUUGGCUGUGAGGAGCAUUUCAAGCUCCUCGACAUCUCUACCAUUCCAUCAUAUGACUGGAUGCGUAAGUUGACCCAGCGCAAGAAACAGGCUAAGAAAGGCAAGGCCUCACUGCUAUUUGACCACCUGGAGCCUAUGGAGCUGGCUGAGCAUCUCACCUUCCUAGAGUUCAAGUCCAUACGGAGGAUUUCGUUCACUGAUUACCAGAGCUAUGUGAUCCACGGCUGCUUGGUGGACAACCCAACCCUGGAGCGCUCCAUUGCUCUGUUCAACGGAAUCUCACAGUGGGUCCAGCUCAUGGUGCUCAGCAAACUAACACCUCAGACCCGUGCAGAGGUUAUUAGCAAAUACAUCCAUGUGGCUCAGAAACUUCUGCAGCUGCAGAACUUCAAUACUCUGAUGGCGGUGGUGGGGGGCCUGAGCCACAGCUCCAUUUCUCGACUAAAGGAGACUCACUCUUAUCUCACUCCAGAGGUUGUGAAGAUCUGGAGUGAGAUGACAGAGCUGGUCUCUUCCAACAACAACUAUUCCUGCUACCGAAAGGCCUUCAGUGAAUGCCAGGGCUUUAAAAUCCCCAUCCUCGGCGUGCACCUUAAGGACCUGAUCGCAGUGCAUGUAGUCUUUCCUGACUGGGUUCAUGACAGUAAUAAGGUGAACCUGGUGAAGAUGCAUCAGCUCUACCUGACCUUCAACGAGUUGGUGUCAUUGCAGAGUGCAGUGGCCCAAGUGGAGCCCAACAUGGACCUCAUCUACCUGUUAACGCUAUCUUUAGACCUGUAUUACACAGAAGAUGAGAUUUAUGAGCUGUCACUGCUGAGGGAACCACGUAACCCCAAAUCAUUGCCUACCUCUCCAACGACUCCCAACAAGCCCCUGGCCCCACUGGACUGGGCUUCUGGUGUCACCACUAAACCAGACCCCUCUGUGGUCAAUAAACACAUCAGGAAGGUGGUGGAUUCUGUGUUCAGGAAUUAUGAUCAUGAUCGUGAUGGCUAUAUUUCUCAAGAGGAUUUUGAGAGCAUCGCUGCCAAUUUUCCCUUCCUGGACUCCUUCUGCGUUUUGGACAAAGACCAAGAUGGAUUGAUCAGUAAGGAUGAGAUGAUAGCGUAUUUUCUGCGGGCUAACCCAUCCCUCCAGUGCAAGAUGGGUCCAGGUUUUAUCCACAACUUCCAGGAGAUGACAUACCUGAAACCCACCUUCUGUGAACAUUGUGCUGGAUUUCUCUGGGGAAUCAUCAAACAGGGCUACAAGUGCAAAGACUGCGGUGUUAACUGUCAUAAACAAUGCCGGGAGCUGCUUGUUCUGGCCUGCAGGAAGCUGAUCCGCUCCAGCUCUCUGGGCAGUGUUUCUCCAGCCAGACUGACCCACAGCUCACUGCCCAGCAGCCCAGCACUGCCCGCCUGUAAAGAUGAGGAUGAGGUGUUUGAGUUCCCGACUGUCACAUCAGCAGGUCCAACUCUGGACACUCAGUCCAUCACACUGAUGACUGGUUCAGCUCAGAGGAUCUCUGUGCGCCUGCAGAGGGCCACCACCAGCCAGGCCACCCAGACCGACCCCCUGUGGCCUGAACACAGCUGGGGGGCCACAGACGGUGGCUCCCACACCUUCCCCAAAAUGAAAUACAGGACUCACAGAAAAGCAUCCAAAAAUAAAGGUUUUGCCCGCUGGGAGAACCAGAAUGACCAGGCAGCUUCUUCUCAGCGCAGCGUGGACUGUCAGGAGAAGUCAGUCGUCUCAGGAGAACUUGUACACAAUGGGAUUACACACAGAGGGAAGGUAAGAGAACAGGACAGCUGACUUUGUCACAUUGGUGAGGGUCGCUCCCAGCGUUCCAGAAAGCCCCUAGCGGCUGGGACCAGGAAGCUCUUCUCUCUGGGGGAUGUGCUAGGCUGCCUGAGGUCCCCCUUCAGUGACCUGGAGUUAUCAUGUCCUCUCUAGACUUCAACACAGGCAGAGCUACAUUGAAGGACAUAAUGUGUGGUCUCUGGGACAGAUCACAAAGAUGAAGGAGAGCAGCUCAGUAGAUACUGGACUUGUCUAACACCUACUGUGAAUUACAUGGAAUGACACCUCCAUCCUGUGCACCCUAAUCUGCUGGAGAUCAGUGUAGUUUACUAAGACGUACUGUGACUUAGGUUUGAGUUUGAUUCAGUAUAUACACAAUAUCAGCACUUGAGAAAGUGAGCUAGAUUUGAAUUCCAACUUGGGUACAGUUUGAUAAAGUAAAAGCAUGACCUGUAGGGAGCCCCAAGCAGGUUCUUAAUUGUCACUUCCUGAGUUGGAAUGAUUAGAAAACACAAGAUGGCUAUGAAAGAGUGUAGAUAUUUCAAUGGUGAGUUUAAAAAAAAGGGAAAGUCAAAAUGAAAGUGAAUGUGGAGGGCAUCCAACCCUUCUGACAUAUAGAACGUUGAUGAUGGACGGUUCUGAAAACCCCAGGAUUUUGUUAAAUGAUGUUUUUGAGUGUUGAUUGUUAAUGUUUUUAUUUAUUUAUACAAUAUCUGCACUUGACAACUACAGAGUGUUAACCCUCCCACUGUCUUAAAGGUCCAGUGUGUACGAUUUGGUGCCAUCUAGCUGGUUGCCUAACUGAAACUUCUCCAUGUGCCAAGCCUUCAGGAGAACUGUGGUGGCUAAUGGGAAAAUAUAAACGGCCCUACCUAAAGCCAGUGUUUGAUUUGUCCGUUCUGGGCCACAGUAGAAACAACAUGGCGAACUCCAUGUAAGAAGACUUGCUGUAUGUAGACAUAAACGGCUUAUUCCAAAGUAACAAAAACACAACGAUUCUGAUUUUAAGGUGAUUAUAAACUAAUGUAAACAUAGUUAUGAAUAUUAUUUCUGCCAAAGGAUGCCCCAAAAUCCUACACAUUGACCCUUUAAAGGUCACAAAUGACUUACUCAUGAGAUUCACAGCAGAUAACUGCCCCAAAAUAACAUUUUUUAGCAUGGAAUUGAAAUCUGACCCUUGCAUUAGAAAAAGUGAAUCUUUUUUACAAAAGCUGUACAGAAUAGGGUAGUCUGGUAAGACCAUCUUGAUGGCGUGAGCUUAACAUCCUGUUUUGCUAUCAGUCUGGACUCGGUGCUCCACCAAACACUUUCCAGAAAUCAAAAUCUAAUGUGGGCCAGUCAGGGAUCUGCACAGUGGUUGACAAUGUAAGCAGCUAGUCAGGGACUGCGUUGUAAUUGAGGACGUAAAAUAAUGGCUGGAGCUUUAAGAACAGUAAUGGCGGCUUCCAAAGCAACAAGUGCUAACUCUAACAUUAGCAGAUUAAACACAACAAGUGAAGUUACUGCAGAAAUAACAAUAAUGAAACAAGAACAAGAGUUUGUACUUGAGGAGUUUCUUGAUAAAAAGAAAAAGUUUUCACUGUCCUUCCGACUGGGGCAAAAGGUUAUCAGCUGUUUCUGUUGGUGAUGAAGAUGUUCUCUAGUGUUUUGUUAUGCUGAUUGGCUGAGGGAGUUUGUCUGUCGAGGUGAGUUUUCCCGCCCACUGAAAGUUUUAGGGGCAGACUGAUACAGAGAGCAAAACAGAGUGCUGAGCUCAUGUCAUCAGGAUGGUCUCACCAGGCUAAUAAUCGGGUAUGUAAGAUUUUGAAUGCUCAAAUAAAAGCAAAUCAAAGAAAUUAAGGGAAAUACAAUCCACAUUGUUGUAUGUAUUUUCAUUUUAUGUAUGCAUUUGUUAUAUCAUAAUUAAAUGCAGACAGUCGCAACCACAAAUAUAAUCAAGUGCAUCUCUCUCUCUUUUUUUUUAAACAUGUAUGUAUUGAAGGUUUUCUCAGAGUUUUACAGAGAACAACAAAACACAAAAGGCACAUUGUGUGGACACAAAAAUAGACUUAAAAAGCAAACAAACAAAAAAACAUAGGCCUCAUUGUUGUAGUAUCUAGGCUAUAGGUUGGAAUGUAUUAGUCCAUGAAUUGACAUAAAUCCAGGAGUACCCUAACAUAAAACAUGCACAGUACCCAUUGCAUACCCAUAUACUAGGCCUGCAAUUACAGUACAAUUAGUACAAUUGCAUUGCACUAGCAUAAUUUAAAAAAAAUAGAUAAAAAGGGAAGAAAAAAGGAAAGACAGAAAAUGUCAAUUCAGUUUGCCAUCAAUCAACCAUCCACAUCCAUAUUGUUUCUUUCAAGGAAUUUAUGAAAGAUGCUCCAUAUCUUCCAAAACUUAUCAAGCCUGUUUUUUGCCGUAUAACUGAUCUUUUCCAAAGCUAUGUAGAAUGUCAUUCCCUUUAGCCAUUGUGAAGUGGCACAAGAUGUAUCUGAUUUCCAUGAGGAAGCUAUACAUUGCUUG
Molecule: messenger RNA, 4991 nt
Organism: Epinephelus fuscoguttatus (brown-marbled grouper)
Lineage: Eukaryota; Metazoa; Chordata; Actinopteri; Perciformes; Serranidae
Gene: rasgrp3
Product: RAS guanyl releasing protein 3 (calcium and DAG-regulated)
Exons: 17
Coding region: 378-2498 (706 amino acids)
Biological process (GO): Ras protein signal transduction; positive regulation of GTPase activity
Cellular component (GO): plasma membrane
Molecular function (GO): guanyl-nucleotide exchange factor activity; calcium ion binding
Source: RefSeq, a predicted model, not a curated record